AUGCUGGGCACGGGUCAGAGCCUCCGUCUGGGCCACUCCCUGAAUGGAGACCGGAUGGGUGCUCCAGCUGCCAGCCUCUGCUUCGGCCCUGUGAAGUGGGUUCAGGGCAGGCUGAGCUGUCGGAGUCCAGGGGGCCUGGUGCUUCGGCCCGGCCUGCUUAGGGUAGAGCACUGUGUGGGUAAUCACGGCUCGAAAGGUCCCGAGUUUCUGUGGAUGCAGAUCGGGGUGCGGGCGCCCAGGCGGGCUGUGGCCACACUGCAGGGCACUGGAGCGGCCAACACCCACAAGGGGCUGACACUGAGCCAGCGUCCAGCUCGCGCCCCGCCGCUGCCAUCCCUGUUCCCAACCCCUGCCCCCGCCGCCCAGCAGACCUCCACCAGCCUGGGGCCCCUCGCCAACCCCACCUCCUCGGUGCUGGUCAGCGCGCCUGCCCCACCCGGGACCCCCGCCCCGGCACCCAUGGCCACCACAGGCCUUCCCCCUCUGCUUCCGGCUGAGAGCAAAACUUUUCCCAGCAACCUUCCGGCCCUGAGUGUGGCCAAGGCCGCAGCAUCUGGGCCGGCGAAGUCCUCUGGGUUGCAGUACGAGGGCAAGCUGAGCGGCCUGAAGAAACCCCCCGCCCUACAGCCCAGCAAGGAGGCCUGCUUCCUGGAGCAUUUGCACAAACAUCAAGGCUCUGUCCUCCACCCCGACUACAAGACAGCCUUCCCCUCCUUCGAGGACGCCCUGCACCGCCUCCUGCCCUACCAUGUCUACCAGGGCGCCCUCCCCUCCCCCAGCGACUACCACAAAGUGGACGAGGAGUUUGAGACGGUCUCCACGCAGCUGCUGAAACGCACCCACGCCAUGCUCAAUAAGUACCGGCUGUUGCUCCUGGAGGAGUCCCGGCGGGUGAGCCCCUCAGCGGAGAUGGUGAUGAUCGAUCGCAUGUUCAUUCAGGAGGAGAAGACCACCCUUGCCUUGGAUAAGCAGCUGGCCAAGGAGAAGCCGGAUGAGUACGUGUCUUCCUCGCGCUCCCUCGGCCUCCCCGCCGCGGUGGCCUCUUCCGAGGGCCCCCGCGGUUACUUUGGGGCGCACACGGUCCCCUCCUUGGCUAGUGGGGCGCCUGACGUGCCCGCGGAUCCAGCACGUCCCAACUCUGGCCUCUGCCGGCUCGCCCUGCCCCUGCCCACCCCUGGGGUCGCCCUUCUCCUGGGAGCCCUGCGUUCGUCCAGUGGGGGUGGCCCGGGUGGGUCCGCAGUCCCGGAGCUGAGUGAGGCACAGGAAGCGCGCUGGAUGGCGCCAGGGCUCAGGAAUGCGAGUCUUCCGGGCAGUGCGCUCCCCUGCGUCGUCCUGGGCGCUCCGUUCACGCAGCCCGAGGCCAUCCGCACGGUGACCUCGGCGCUCAAGGAGCUGUACCGCAGCAAGCUGCUGCCGCUGGAGGCGUGCUACCGCUUCGGCGCCUUCCACUCGCCGGCGCUGGAGGACGCAGACUUCGACGGCAAGCCCAUGGUGCUGGUGGCCGGCCAGUACAGCACCGGCAAGACCAGCUUCAUCCAGUACCUGCUGGAGCAGGAGGUCCCCGGCUCCCGCGUGGGGCCCGAGCCCACCACCGACUGCUUUGUGGCCGUCAUGCACGGCGACACCGAGGGCACUGUGCCUGGCAACGCCCUGGUCGUGGACCCGGACAAGCCUUUCCGGAAGCUCAACCCCUUCGGGAACACCUUCCUCAACAGGUUCAUGUGCGCCCAGCUCCCCAACCAAGUCCUGGAGAGCAUCAGCAUCAUCGACACCCCCGGCAUCCUGUCGGGCGCCAAGCAGAGAGUGAGCCGGGGCUACGACUUCCCGGCAGUGCUGCGCUGGUUCGCCGAGCGCGUGGACCUCAUCAUCCUGCUCUUCGACGCGCACAAGCUGGAGAUCUCGGACGAGUUCUCCGAGGCCAUCGGCGCUCUGCACGGCUAUGAGGACAAGAUCCGCGUGGUGCUCAACAAGGCGGACAUGGUGGAGACGCAGCAGCUGAUGCGCGUGUACGGCGCCCUCAUGUGGGCGCUCGGCAAGGUGGUGGGCACGCCGGAGGUCCUGCGAGUCUACAUCGGCUCCUUCUGGUCGCAGCCCCUCCUCGUGCCCGACAACCGGCGCCUCUUCGAGCUGGAGGAGCAGGACCUGUUUCGGGACAUCCAGGGCCUGCCGCGCCAUGCCGCGCUGCGCAAGCUCAACGACCUGGUGAAGCGAGCGCGGCUGGCGAGGGUCCACGCCUACAUCAUCAGCUACCUGAAGAAGGAGAUGCCCUCUGUGUUCGGGAAGGAGAACAAGAAGAAGCAGCUGAUCCUCAAGCUGCCCGUCAUCUUUGCCAAGAUCCAGCUGGAGCAGCACAUUUCCCCCGGCGACUUUCCUGACUGCCAGAAGAUGCAGGAGAUGCUGAUGGCCCAUGACUUCACCAAGUUCCACUCGCUGAAGCCCAAGCUGCUGGAGGCGCUGGACGAGAUGCUGACUCGGGACAUCGCCAAGCUGAUGCCCCUGCUGCGGCAGGAGGAGCUGGAGAGCACGGAGGUGGGCGUGCAGGGUGGUGCCUUCGAGGGCACCCACAUGGGGCCCUUCGUGGAGCGGGGCCCAGACGAGGCGCUGGAGGAUGGCGAGGAGGCUUCGGAUGACGAGGCCGAGUGGGUGGUGACCAAGGACAAGUCCAAGUACGACGAGAUCUUCUACAACCUGGCGCCCGCCGAGGGCAAGCUGAGCGGCUCCAAGGCCAAGACGUGGAUGGUGGGCACCAAGCUCCCCAACUCUGUGCUGGGGCGCAUCUGGAAGCUGAGCGACGUGGACCGGGACGGCAUGCUGGAUGACGAGGAGUUCGCCCUGGCCAGCCACCUCAUCGAGGCCAAGCUGGAGGGCCACGGGCUGCCCGCCAACCUGCCCCGCCGCCUCGUGCCCCCCUCCAAGCGGCGCCAGAAAGGCUCUGCCGAGUGAGCCGCUGCCGCCUGCCGGCCCUGCUCCCUCGUGCCCUGCUGUGGCUCCCUGGCUCUUGGCUGCACACUCACCCCUGCCCUGCCCCACACGCGCUGCCCUGCCCGGCUGUGGAAUCUUCCUCUCCCCACCGCCAGACAUCCAGGUCCAAGCACUUAGUGGGGACCUGGGGGGAGGGCAAGGCUGCUCCCUGCCACCCUUCACACCUCGUGGCACAUAAUGGCUGCACCGCACCCCGCCGACACACAUGUGGGCACGUCACACUGACACUAACACUCGGGCAUUGGCACGCCCGUCAUUCAUUCAGAUGUUCAUUGAGCACCUACCUGCCUGGCCCUCACGGAGCUGCCAUCCUCAGGAGAGGGCGCCCACCGAUCACACAAACGCAUGCUGAAAUGACAAACUCCCUUUUUCUCCCGCCGGGCCAGGCAAAGACCCCACUUUCUCCUGUCCUCAGGUCUUGGGACCACUGGGGACCCACAGCGAGGCCAUGACCUCCAUCUUCCUCAGAGGGACCCUUUUUCUGCCCCCUCCCUUCCUUUCCGGGGAAAGCCCCAAAAUUCUGAUCACAACAUUUCUUUAAUAAAGAUCUUGUAGCAGGUAGGAAAACCCCUUCCACCCUGGCCCCUCCUGGACCAUGCCCCCUCGGAGGGUCUUCUGCCCUCCGUGCCCAGCCUGCCGCGGGGGCCCCUCUGCCCGCACUUAAGAGGCACCCCGACUGGACACAGCAGCCCGAGCUGUCCUCUCGCUCGGAUUUCGGGGAUGUCCUGGGAGGGCUCUUGGUGCUAGUGCCCCCCCUCCACAGGACCCGCCUCUGUCCUCCCGUUAGUGCCUCAGGGGCCCCCACGCAAAAGCUGGGGUGGAACAAACAGCUGAGGCCACGCCCCUCCCAGCUGCUGGCUGGGAUCCCCCCCCCACCCGUGACCCCAUCCCAGGAGGGGCCCCGGAGCAGAAUCCGAAUCGUGUCCCCACAGAGCGAAUAAAGCCCAGGCUUCU
Messenger RNA from Fukomys damarensis (Damara mole-rat), 3936 nucleotides. It is a transcript of the gene Ehd2, whose product is annotated as EH domain containing 2. Gene Ontology annotation, cellular component: plasma membrane; cytoplasm. The transcript has 16 exons. NCBI's taxonomy places the organism in Eukaryota, Metazoa, Chordata, Mammalia, Rodentia, Bathyergidae. Bases 1 to 2943 code for a protein of 980 amino acids. Gene Ontology annotation, molecular function: calcium ion binding; protein binding; GTP binding. Gene Ontology annotation, biological process: endocytosis; endosomal transport. The record is from RefSeq and is a predicted model, not a curated record.